UCUCCUUGGUUCCGCUCCGUGCCACCUUCCCCACUUUAACCAGCGCCGUAUCGCACUCGCACCAAGGCGCCAAGCGCUCUUCUUCCUCAGCUAGCUAGCACAGUGGGCUUGCGCUGCAUUGCCGGUAGAGUGUAGUAGUCCAUGGCGAGCGGCGCCGGGGAGCACUUCCUGAGGCAGCUGAGCGCGACCAACGGGGCCCCGGCGCGGGAGGAGUCGUCGUACGGCGGCGCUGGCGGGAGGAGGAGGGGCUCGAAGCGGUGGUCGAAGAAGAGGCAGGCGGCGGCGGCAGCGAGGGGAUACGGCGGAGGCGGAAAGCAGGGGGAGUCGGCGGCGGCGGGGAGGAAGCGGGUGAUGGUGGUGGUGGACGAGAGCUCGGGGGCGAAGCACGCCAUGAUGUGGGCGCUCACGCACGUCGCCAGCAAGGGGGAUUUCCUCACGCUGCUCCACGUCCUGCCGCACUGCGCCGGUGCCGGAGGGGAUCAGGACGCGGCGGCCCCGGCCUCCCUCGCCAACUCCCUCGGCACGCUCUGCAAGGUUUGCAGGCCUGAGGUGGAGGUUGAAGCGCUUGUGAUCCAAGGUCCCAAGCUGGCCACUGUCCUCAGCCAGGUGAAGAAGCUGGAGGCCUCCGUGCUGGUGCUCAGCCAAAGCAAGCCCUCCCCUCUCUGCUGGCUAAGUUGCUUCCUGCGGAGCAGCAGCGAGGAGUUCGUGGAGCAGUGCAUCAACCAGGCGGCGUGCCUGACGUUGGCGGUGAGGAAGCAGAGCAAGGGCAUGGGCGGGUACCUCAUCAGCACCCGGUGGCAGAAGAACUUCUGGCUCCUGGCUUGAUGAAUCAUCAAAAAGACAAGAUUUUACAAGUUUGCUGCUGAGGCUGUCUAGUUUACUUUCUGCGUGUGUCACCACCAUAUUUUACUCCCUCGUAUAUCCGUCAUUCUGUUUUAACCGAGUAUAAUAAUAAAAAGUAAAAAAAUGUCGGCAGUGUUGUGUGCCACUGCGGUGGAUCGUGCUUCUCCAUUCCGCUGUAAAAUGUAAAGCCCUAAAGAGUCCUAGAUUUGACCCUCCUACACCUGUCCUUCUGUAAGUUUGUAACAUGUACCGUACUGUACCGCCGUGCCGUGUUACAUAAAUGACCGAGUCUGCUGUGAGGUGUUUCUUGCUUUGUUCUCAA
This is a messenger RNA of Brachypodium distachyon (stiff brome), 1165 nucleotides long. RefSeq lists its product as uncharacterized. The record is from RefSeq and is a predicted model, not a curated record. NCBI's taxonomy places the organism in Eukaryota, Viridiplantae, Streptophyta, Magnoliopsida, Poales, Poaceae. The transcript is spliced from 3 exons. Bases 142 to 825 code for a protein of 227 amino acids.